Ceraceosorus guamensis is the source of this 1755-nucleotide messenger RNA. RefSeq lists its product as hypothetical. Gene Ontology annotation, cellular component: cytosol. Gene Ontology annotation, molecular function: polyubiquitin modification-dependent protein binding. Bases 338 to 1585 code for a protein of 415 amino acids. Gene Ontology annotation, biological process: ubiquitin-dependent protein catabolic process. The record is from RefSeq and is a predicted model, not a curated record. NCBI's taxonomy places the organism in Eukaryota, Fungi, Basidiomycota, Exobasidiomycetes, Ceraceosorales, Ceraceosoraceae. The transcript is spliced from 7 exons.
CUCAAAUUUCAGAUUGGUGGUUCGUGAUUCGCACGUCACACAUCGACUAUCAAGAAUCGUGAUUGGUGCAGUCACGGUAAAGUCUCCUUGUGUACAUCCAUCACCGGACCCUUGACGUUGCGAUCUCCGUUGAGUCCACACGCUGUCUCCUAAUCCGACCUAGCCACAGACAGCACCGAGCAUCGUCCUUCUCUGGUUCACCGAGACCUCCUUGGUCAAAACAAUCUGUCUCAUAGGAAAGUCUCCCAGAGUGUCGACGUCUGCUUUUGGAAGCUCUCUAUCCACCUUCUCUCAGGUACUCACCACUUCUCCGCUUCACACUCGUCCGCUCGUCAUCAUGUCUGACUCCGCGCAAGAGAUUUCGGUCAACAUCAAAGGACCUUCUGAGCUGCGUCUGUCGGUCAAGAUUGCCACUGACGCGACAAUUAGGCAGCUCAAGGAGAAGAUCCAGGAACAAAAGAGCGAAGUCACUGCUGAGAGUCAAAGGCUGAUCUACAGCGGCAAAGUGCUCAAAGACGACGAGACCGUUGCGUUCUACAAACUUGUGAAUGGCCACACGAUACACAUGGUGCGCUCGGCUUCUCGUUCGGCUCCCACGACAGGCAAUCGAUCCGCUGGCUCUGCGCCGAGCGCUUCCAGCACCAACGCAUCCGGCUCUAGCGCCGCUAAUAGCGCAGCUCAAGGUGUACCUGCCAACUUUGGUGCAGGUCAACAAUUCGCCAACAAUCCUCUCAGUGCGCUCAACAGGGCUGAUUAUGCUGGUCCCCAGCUCACCGCGGCUCAAAACCAGAUGUUUGAUGGCAUGAACGUUCAGGAUCCGAACUUUAUGAUGAACAUGCUGGAGAACGACAGCUUCAGGCAGCAAUUGCGCGAAACGCUUUCACGCCCCGAGAUGAUCGAUCAGCUUAUCGACGCCAACCCUCAGCUGCGCAACAUGCCCGGAGCAAGGGACAUGCUCCGCUCGCCCUUUUUCAUAGACAUGAUGACAGACCCAGCCACGAUGAGAAGAGCAGCGCAGUUUUCGCAAAUGAUGGGAGGUGGCGCUGGAGGCGGAGCUGGAGGAGCAGGCAUGUUCGGGGGAGGCGGACAGGCACCUCAGUGGCCUCCUCCUGGCGCUUUCGGUACCGGAGGUGAACAAGGGCAAGGCCAGGGACAGAAUCAAGCGGGGGGAGCACCUGGCUCAUCAGCUGCGCAAAACCCUUUUGCGGCGCUUGGAGCUUUGGGCGGCCAAGGUGCGGGAGGUUCAGGUGGAGCUGGAGGUAUGAUGGAUCCCUCUUUCCUUCGCAGUCUGUUUGGUGAAGGAGGUCCCGGUGGAGCUGGUGCAGGUGGCCCUCCUGCUGGCAACCCGCUCGCAGGUGGAGCGAACCCGUUCGCUGCGGCGCUCGGAGGACUUGGAGGCUUCGGCGGCGGAACACCACCUGCUCCGGCUGACGGACGUUCGCACGAGGAAAGAUAUGCGGAGGAACUGGCACAGAUGCAGGCUAUGGGUUUGACGGACGGACCUAGAAAUUUGAGAGCUUUGCUCUUGGCGGGAGGCAAUGUGCAAGGAGCAAUCAACAUCAUCUUUGAUGGAGGUGCGAACUAAGCGAAACCCUCCUCGUACCUACAUCGAUUGGGACUCCAGUCGCACAGCGUCAUUCACUCUUCAACGGCGCUUCGACGCGCUGAUUGUGAUCAGCAAAGCUGCGAAACGAAGUUCUCUCGACCUCGAAUGCAUGUCAUUGUGAUUAGUGGUGCAAUUAGCCACUGGCUGGC